Rubroshorea leprosula is the source of this 869-nucleotide messenger RNA. NCBI's taxonomy places the organism in Eukaryota, Viridiplantae, Streptophyta, Magnoliopsida, Malvales, Dipterocarpaceae. The record is from the annotation of a GenBank genome assembly.
AACUUUGAUUCUAUAAUCUUUAGGUGGAACAUUGAUGUUAUAGAUCAACUUCCAGAGUAUAUGAAAUUGGUUUAUCAGGCAUUGUUAAAUGUCUAUAGUGAGAUGGAGGCAAAGGUUGCAAAAGAAGGAAGAUCAUAUGCUAUAGAUUAUGCAAAAGAGUCGAUGAAAAAAAUAAUGAAAGCUUACCUUGAUGAAGCCAAGUGGCGCCAAGAGGACUAUGUUCCACUUAUAGAGGAGUAUAUGCAGGUUGCCCUCAUUUCCUCUGGUUAUCCAAUGCUCAUAACAAAUUCCUAUGUUGGCAUGGGAGAAGUUGCAACCAAGGAGGCCUUUCAUUGGAUCUCUAAUAACCCUAAAAUACUUAAAGCUUCCACAACUAUCUGUAGACUCAUGGAUGAUAUUUCCUCACAUGAGUUUGAGCAAACACGAGAUCAUGUGGCAUCAAGUGUUGAAUGCUAUAUGAAGCAAUAUGGUGUUUCAAGGGAAGAGACCGUGAAGUUGUUUCGGGAAGAUGUUGCAAAUGCUUGGAAAGAUAUUAAUGAAGGAUUCAUGAAGCCAGCAAUCUUUCCUAUGCCUAUACUCACUGUGGUUCUAAAUUUUGUUCGUGUGAUAGAUUUCCUAUAUAAGGACGGUGACAACUAUACAAACUCUCACAGUUUGAAGGCCCAUAUUGAAUUGUUGCUGGUGGAUCCUGUUAUUCUGUGAAGGAGUAUUGAUUCCUAGAACUCCAUUUAAAUAAUUCUAUGGCCUGUCAUAUAGCUGGAAGGUAAAUGUGUGGGAUUGUUUUAUAUUUUGUUUUGUAAUGUAUGGGACAGUUCGUAAUAUGUUUCGUUUAUUAAAAGUUUGCUAAUUAAUAAAAAUGCCUUAAUGAA